CGUUUCCGGGUGGAGUCCCCCCACUCCGAACUUCUCCACGCCAUACGAAAACUGGCGACCACUAGUGGCGCGAGUUCCAGCUGUGCGUUCGCCCUUCGCAACCACAACCACAACCGCAACCGCAACUCCAAUCCUUCUUCGUUCUUCUCCACUCCACUGGCCCAAUCCCCCCUUUCCCUUUUCUCUUGUCUUGUCUCCAUCCCCGUCCCUAACUCCAUUCCCUCUUCCGUCGAUAAGAAAAUGCCCUCGCACUAGCCUUUCUCGGACGCCAUGGCGAAACUCGGCGAGAGGGAGCACGUCCUGCUCGGAUACACCCACCGCGAUCCCUUCGGCAAUCACCACCACCACCAGCAGCCGCAGUACCACCGUAAUUCCGACGUCGACUUCGCUGACGUGUUCGGCGGCCCCCCAAGGCGGUCCUUCUAUGAGAGACGACGCAGCCGGGAGGAAUCACUCGACGCACGCGCACGACCUCGCACCCCCUCCACCGAGAAGCCCUCUUUCGGGGAGCUCGGCAGUCCGGCCCGAAGGCGCCUCCUUGGCGAUGAUUUCUAUGACGACAUAUUCCCUGGCAGCGAGUCCGACCUCUCCAUGCUGGGGAAGCUCGAUCGAGACCCUUUCCCUUCCUCGCCUAGUUCAAGAAUUGCCAGCCCUAAUCGGCCUGUUUUCGUUGGAGGCUCGUCGCUGCCGCCGCAUCUCAGCUUUCCCAUGACGAAGUUGGCAAAAGGAGUAGAACAUCCACCAUUUGGUUCGCCAACACAUCACCCUCCAUCGAAGAUUGAGGAUGACAAUUUUAGCUUUCCACAUUCACCGAAUGCUUCGAAAGCAGCCUCAGUUCAUGAUGACCUGAGAAGUUCUGGUCAUUCAUUUUAUCGGCAAAGCCCUUUAGCUAGUCAACUCUCUCGGGGCACCAUUAAAUCGUCAGAAACUUUCAGCAAGGGGAGUCAGUCUGAAAGAUAUGCAACCAGCUUAGAGGGUUAUAUCAACAACAAUCAAUUUCACUUCUCUAUAUACAGAUGGGCUGGCAAAGGAGUGUCACUUGGUCUUUCUUCUCUUUCAGAGGAAACUAAUGUUGCUGGUAGAUAUAGUAGAUUACCUGAAGUGGUCAUACAAUCUGUUGAAUACCCAUCUGAUGAUGAUGAUGAUGAUUAUAUGUCUGCUUCACCUGGAAUAUCCAACAAUCAAACUGAAACCAACAAAAACAAGGUAAUAAAUGACAUCUUUUCAGAGAUCAAGCACGGGGUGGAUUUGUCAUUUCGUGAGUACAACUUGUCUGAGCUUGAUCCGAAUUACUCGAGCAAAUCUUAUACUGGAAAUGCAGGAUCCGAGACCUUGAAUGAACACGAGAAGGAAGAUGGAGGACAACAAGAUGCAACUGAUGGCUUUAAAAUUAAACAACAGAAGCAAAAAAGAAACUCUGAGGAUGUCGGCACAAAUAACACUAAAAAGAAAGAUAUCCCAGUAUCUUUGGAAGAAAAGAUGAACACUAGGAGAGUAAAAGGAAGAGUUAAGGACUUUAUUAAAAUCUUCAAUAUAGAAGGUUCCCCAAAACGCAAAGGCAUAUUUGAAUCUGGGGAUACAAAAUCCAAAGAAAAAGAUGGAGUGAAAAGUGAAGCAGACGUUCAAGUUAGUACACCUGCUGCAGAAGCAAAUGACAAAGUGAAAGCUGUCCCUCCACAUAAUGAAGGAACCUUUGGAACUUACUAUGCAGAAGUGAAUGAAAUGUUAAAGAAUGAAGGGAUUUCUCCCCCUUAUACGAGCUCAAAUGAUCCCCUUACUAAAGAUCCUUCUCCAGAAAGGAGUAACACUUCAGGACUAAACCCCACUGCCGCAAAAGAAAACAAUAAUGUUUCUGCCUAUAAUGCUGAGGAAUAUCACUUUGAAGAUCUUGAAGGAUGUUUGGUGGAAGAGUUACCUCAAACACCAUUCGAAAAUCAGCAAUCUGCUUCACAACGGGAAGAGAUAGAAAUUGCUAACCGUAAGAUUCGGGAGUGGUCAAAAGGAAAAGAAGGAAAUAUUCGAUCAUUGCUAUCCACUCUCCAAUAUGUUCUUUGGUCGGGCUGCGGAUGGAAGCCAGUUCCACUUGUUGACAUAAUUGAAGGACCUUCCGUGAAGAGGGCUUACCAAAAGGCGCUACUAUACUUGCAUCCGGAUAAACUACAGCAGAGAGGUGCUGCUGAGCACCAAAAAUAUAUUGCAGAAAAGGUUUUCGAUAUAUUACAGGAGGCCUGGGAUCAGUUCAAUUCUACGAGUGGUGUGUUCUGAUUGUGAACCAGGAGCAUUUAUCAGCUAUUUUAUUGGUUUGUCAACAUGGCACGGGUUGAAUAUCGAUAUUGCAAAGUUAUAAUACAUAAAUUGGUUAUUUAAUCUCAUCAGAGUUGUGUGUAA
This is a messenger RNA of Zingiber officinale, 2388 nucleotides long. Its product is annotated as J domain-containing protein required for chloroplast accumulation response 1-like. Gene Ontology annotation, biological process: clathrin coat disassembly; clathrin-dependent endocytosis. Gene Ontology annotation, molecular function: clathrin binding. NCBI's taxonomy places the organism in Eukaryota, Viridiplantae, Streptophyta, Magnoliopsida, Zingiberales, Zingiberaceae. The record is from RefSeq and is a predicted model, not a curated record. Bases 271 to 2265 code for a protein of 664 amino acids. The transcript has 9 exons. Gene Ontology annotation, cellular component: vesicle; intracellular membrane-bounded organelle; cytoplasm.